Messenger RNA from Xiphophorus hellerii (green swordtail), 961 nucleotides. RefSeq names its product fatty acid-binding protein, brain-like. NCBI's taxonomy places the organism in Eukaryota, Metazoa, Chordata, Actinopteri, Cyprinodontiformes, Poeciliidae. The transcript has 4 exons. The coding region runs from base 199 to 624 and encodes 141 amino acids. Gene Ontology annotation, molecular function: lipid binding. The record is from RefSeq and is a predicted model, not a curated record.
AAUCAUGUUUUUGUGAUGACCAAUCAAAGCUCACGCCGCUUUUGAUACAACCAAUCAGCUGUUCGGGCCGUUAAUUUUAAAGACACCGCCCCCCCCAGUAUAAAUUUGAGCGCGAAGCGCCACACGGGAUGCGGAGUUCACUCAGAAGAGAGAAGGUGAUCAGUUUUAGGCCGAACGGGACCGAUUACAUCUGCAAAAAUGGUCGAGGCUUUCUGCGCAACAUGGAAACUGGUGGACAGUAAGAACUUCGACGAAUACAUGGAGGCAAUAGGAAUUCCUUUUGCCACAAGACAAGUGGGCAAUGUUACCAAAACAACAGUAAUGAUCAGCGCGGAUGAGGAUACCGUGAUGCUGAAAACCCUGAGCACAUUCAGGAAUACCGAAUGUGUGGCGAAACUCGGAGAGGAGUUUGACGAGAUUACACCUGACGACCGAAAUGUAAAGUCUACCUUUACCAUGGAGGGAGACAAAUUUGUGCAUACACAGAAGUGGGAUGGGAAAGAGACCAGAUUGAUUAGAGAAAUCAAGAAUGGAAAGAUGGUGAUGACGUUAACCUUUGAGGGAGUCACAGCGGUCCGCACAUAUGAGAAGGUGGAGAGGAGGACAUCAUUUGUGGCACUGUAAACCACCAGAAGCAGCCUUAUGUUUUACUUGACCUGAAAAAUAAAUAUGUUUUUUUUUUUUUUUUUAAUAUUUAAAAAAAAUGGUUUGCACUUGACUUCUUUUCAGUACAUAAGUAUAUGGUUUUAAAGCCAUGGGCAUGUAUGAUAAUUUGAAGUGAAAACACCACAGUAUCAUUACAUUAACACAAAGAGAAACUGGUAGUGUGCAGCAACCGGUGGGGUGAGGCACUGCCACACUCUGCUUCAUACAUCUGGAAAAAAUUCUGGUUACAGUGUUACAUUUUCUGAUAUUUCAUUAAAAGAACUUUUUAAAAAAUAAAUAAAUUUACAAAAAGCUA